AUGAAGAUCGAAGGGCCAAAAAGCGACGAGGAUGAGGAUGAAGAUGAGGAUGGGGAAGGUGGUGUGCGCCUGGAGGAAGUGACCGAAGGCGCUGUGAUGGAGAGUCGAUGUUCAAAGAAGGCUGAACGGGACUCAGCACCUCCUAAGGGAAAGAAGAAGAAGACGAGACUUCCUGUUGUGAACCAUGUCACGGAGCCUGUUGAUGAGAUUGCAUCUCGGGUGAUGCAGGCCGAUCUGGACUUUCGGCAUCCCCAAGCCACGCUCAUGUUGUGGGCGUGGUGCGUCUUGAACGUGGCAGGGUUUGUGGAAUCUCAUCCGCAAUUCCGCGAGGGGAUUUCUGAAGGAGUGACCAAACUCCUCGUCAACGGAGACGGUACCACUGAGAGCACUGCGGAUGACAUCAGCGGACCUCGCCUGCAAGACGAAGGGGUCGAGAGCGCAGAGGCACGCAAAAGACGAAAGAAGAAGGAGAAGUGGUACAACCAAAUGCGAGAGUCUACAAACGAGAUCGCCGACCGCUUUCCAUACCAACAGCUGAACUACGCCGUAAUACACAAUGUCACAGCAUGGUGUAUCCUGAACGUCGACGGCUUCGCAGAAUCAGGAAUGAUACCACGGCAUCAGAUCCCCUCGAAGAUUCAGGAGGUUCUAGAGGAGAUGCAUGGGCCGUACGAGGACGGCCCAGAUUUGAGUAGAUAG
This is a messenger RNA of Zasmidium cellare ATCC 36951, 699 nucleotides long. RefSeq lists its product as uncharacterized. The record is from RefSeq and is a predicted model, not a curated record. The transcript has a single exon. The coding region runs from base 1 to 699 and encodes 232 amino acids. NCBI's taxonomy places the organism in Eukaryota, Fungi, Ascomycota, Dothideomycetes, Mycosphaerellales, Mycosphaerellaceae.